AUGCUACCUUUUAGUGAUAAUUGUACAGUUACUCUACCUGGACGAUGCAAGAUCAUAGACUCACAACUUCGUCAAAGUUGUCUGGGAACUCCAUUACCCUAUGAAUAUACAUCAGAUGGGCCGAUAAUAGACGAUGUUGCACAUUUCGAUCUGCAAACAUGGGCAACACUUAAAGCCAUACCUAUGUGCUGGGACAAGUUACAAAUCUUCCUCUGUACGGUCUAUGUUCCUGAAUGCCAACCUAUUGAGUCACCGACGGCAACAGUGUCUUCCUCUUCCUUGGCAGCGUUGCGAUCACCGACUUCUUCUGACGCUGAGUUUACUCAAGUGGUUCUUCCAGAAAGGGGAAUGUGUUUGGCCGUUCGCAAGGCUUGUCCUCUACUAUUCUCUGGCAGUGGAAUUGGAGGACGGAGUCUCCUCGGAGAUGUUGUGCCUAAAUUCCUUCAGUGUGACAUUUAUGCCCCUAUUUGCAGACAGAAUAAGCUACGUCCAAAGAUAUUCGAUGCGAAUAAAGCCACCUGUCAAGCGCCACUCGUAUCCACUACGAACAGUCGAAAUUGGAUUAAGGGAAUCUCGACCUGUGCAUUUCCAUGUCGGAGUCCUGUCUAUCUACCAGAGCACUAUACCCUGGCAAGAAGUCUAACUUUUGGAGCUGCCAUCGCUGGUAUUCUCGUCAAUCUUUUCGUCCUGUUCACCCUUCGAUUGCUUCGAACACCAAGUAUCGCUUCUAAUUCAACUUCUUAUACUAUUCCAAUCAAUCAGAAGUCAAUAACAGAUAAUCCAGAGGAUUCUGGGACUCCAGCUAUUGCUGUGCUAACUCCUGGGAUGUCGCAAAAACGGCGAUCGGCCCAUACUGCCCUCACUGUUAUUCACUUCUCCUUUCUUGUGGGAUGUUUUGGCCUCCUCUUACCUAAUCUACCCGGAGUCGGGGACUCGAUUGCCUGUCGAGCUGAUGGCUCCGUUCGAAUUGGGGAACCCCAAGCUCAGUGA
Rodentolepis nana is the source of this 990-nucleotide messenger RNA. NCBI's taxonomy places the organism in Eukaryota, Metazoa, Platyhelminthes, Cestoda, Cyclophyllidea, Hymenolepididae. The record is from the annotation of a GenBank genome assembly.